Messenger RNA from Ornithorhynchus anatinus (platypus), 1124 nucleotides. It is a transcript of the gene CLDN8, whose product is annotated as claudin 8. Gene Ontology annotation, biological process: bicellular tight junction assembly; cell adhesion. Gene Ontology annotation, cellular component: plasma membrane; bicellular tight junction. The transcript has a single exon. The record is from RefSeq and is a predicted model, not a curated record. Gene Ontology annotation, molecular function: structural molecule activity. The coding region runs from base 227 to 913 and encodes 228 amino acids. NCBI's taxonomy places the organism in Eukaryota, Metazoa, Chordata, Mammalia, Monotremata, Ornithorhynchidae.
GGCAGCGGAGGCGGCGUCCGGGUGCGGCCAGGCGUCCCGGUCAUCGGGCAUCGGCCCCCGGAGCCGCUCCGCCUGAUUGGUGAGUUCCCCCGCUGGGCCCGGGGGAGGGGCCGGGCCGGUCGAAGCUGGGUCAUCCCGGCGGGCGGAGCGGCGAGGCCGAGUCCGGCCGAGGACCUCCCGACGGCCCGGUGGGACAGCGCUCCGGUCUGCCCGUCCGUCUGUCCGAAUGGCCAACCGGGCCGCGGCCGAAGGCGCCCUGCAGGUGUGCGGCCUGGCGCUCGGGGCCGUGGGCGCCGUGGGCGCCGUGGCCGUGACGCUCAUGCCCCAGUGGCGGGUGUCGGCCUUCAUCGGCGGCAACAUCGUGGUCUUCGAGACCUUGUGGGAGGGGCUGUGGAUGAGCUGCAUGCGGCACGCCAACGUCCGGAUGCAGUGCAAGGUGUACGACUCGCUGCUGGCCCUGCCCCCCGACCUGCAGGCCGCCCGCGGGCUCAUGUGCACCGCCUGCGCCCUGGCGCUGCUGGCCCUGGGGGCGGGCGCGCUGGGCGCGCGGUGCACCCGCUGCCUGGAGGCCACCCAGCCCGCCAAGGCCUACCUGCUGCCGGCCGCCGGCCUGGCCUUCGUGGCCGCCGGGCUGGCCGUGCUGAUCCCGGUGUGCUGGGCGGCCCACUCCGUCAUCCGGGACUUCUACGACCCCAUCGUGCCGGUGGCGACCAAGCGGGAGCUGGGGGACGCGCUCUACCUGGGCUGGGCGGUGGCCCUGAUCCUCCUGGCCGGAGGCGCCGCGUUCUGCUGCAGCUUCGGCCGUAGCGGCCGCCAAAGCUCCCGGUACUCGGCCCGGCCCCGCCCCGGGGCCCUCCGGAGCCACCGGUCGAGGAAGGCGACGAGCCUCCCUUCCAAGAGCCGGUACGUUUAGCGGGGCGGGGGCUGCUGCUUCGCCUGGAGGACGGCGGGGUCCGCCCCGAGGGCGCGGAGGCAUCGGAGGGUGCGUCCGCCUUGCCGCCUGAACUGGCCCCGCUUCUCCGGGAGCUCCGGGUACACCCAUCCUCUCCCUGCCGCCUCCGAGCCCCACUUUCAAGGACCCGGCUGCUCUCCCUGCCCCCUUUCAAUCAAUCGAAGAGCGCUUA